AUGGAGUGUCCGGAGGAAUACAAGAAGAAGAUUGCUGUGUACUAUUUAGAAGGGGACGCAACAGGAUGGUGGGACAGCAUAGAUAGGCAGCGUGGUCAUACCAUCAUAACAUGGCCAUCUUUCAAGAGAGAGUUUGAGAAGAAGUACUUUCCUCCAGAAGCGAAGCAUCGGUUGGAGCGCAAGUUCAUGAAUUUAGUCCAGGGAGAUAGGUCCGUAAGGGAUUACGAUUCUGAAUUCACCAGGUUGAGGCGACAUGUUUUUGAUGGGGGUGAAGAUGAAGGAACUAUGAUCUGUAACUUCAUGUACUGGUUAAAACCAGAGCUUGGAAGUCGACUAGCUGGAAGUAAUUUCUAUAGCUUAUCUGAUAUGGUGGAAAAGGCCGUUAAUGUUGAGACUGUAGUUGAGGCUGAACGGAAGGCUACACAUAAUUUUGGAGAACACACCAUGCCCAACCAAGGAGAGAAGCAGAAUUACAAUAAGGGUCAAAAUUUUAACGAACGAAGAGAGGAAGCAUUUGGAGGCCAAUCAUGUUACAAGGGUAACUCGGGAAUAUGUUUCUCAUGUGGACAGCAGGGACACAUUUCAAGAAAUUGUCCCAGCCAACGACAAAGCAGCCAGCAAGGUUUUUCAUCAUCGGGAAGGAAAAAUGUCAUUUGUUUCACCUGCGGUAAGAAGGGCCAUUUUGCUACAGAAUGUUCAGUGAACAAACCAAACCCUCUGACCCCUCUUGCGAUUGGAUCUCAUCCAAGCCGUCCAGCAAUUGAGCCUGCACCAAAGAGGCGAAACCUAGGAGGUAGGGUUUAUGCCUUAGAAAUAGAAAACCCUGAUAAUGCAGGACCGUCUAAGGGUCCCAAUGCAGUUAUUGUGGGUGCUUAA
Messenger RNA from Brassica napus (rape), 876 nucleotides. RefSeq lists its product as uncharacterized. Gene Ontology annotation, molecular function: nucleic acid binding; zinc ion binding. The record is from RefSeq and is a predicted model, not a curated record. The coding region runs from base 1 to 876 and encodes 291 amino acids. Lineage: Eukaryota; Viridiplantae; Streptophyta; Magnoliopsida; Brassicales; Brassicaceae. The transcript has a single exon.